GCUCAGCGUGCAAAUUUUGUUCAAAAUUAUUAUUCGCUCAGCGUGCAACCCUGCACAGUCAGAGCGCGCAGUGAACACAGUCGUGUGCGCACAGCUGACGUUGAUAUUUGACAGCUAAAAGUUGCCGCCAAAAUACAAACAAAUUAGCACCGGUCAACAAUUGGAAAACGCGUGUAAUUCUUUAACUUGAAAAUAAAUAAAUGAUUACGCUAUAAAAUUAGUUUUAAUUUGUUAUUUAUUACAAGCAAAAUGUCUAAAGUGAAAAGUGAUAAAGUAACAUCAAAAGAGAGUGUACAUGCCGAGAAUAGUGAUGAUUCGUGUGGUGAUGACACAGCCAGCGUCAGCACCAACAAUACUUCGCGCAGUAAAUCACCAACCACACGGCGUUCGCGUGGUCACAGACGUAGCAACAAAUCGAAAGCACGUAAACCGGCGUAUAAAUAUGAUUAUCAUGUGAAGGAAAAUCAUGGACAGGCCAUUUUCGGUAUUAGUUUCAAUCAGUGGUUGGGUAGCGAUCAGCCGCUCAUCUUCGCCACUGCCGGUAGCAAUCGCCUUACCAUUUAUGAAUGUCCACGCCAAGGUGGUAUUAAAUUGCUCAUGUGUUAUGCGGAUCCGGAUCCAGACGAGGUGUUCUACACAUGCGCUUGGACGUACGACAUUAAAACAUCACUACCCUUGAUUGCGACGGCUGGUUACCGUGGUGUGAUACGCGUUAUUGAUGUGCAAAAAAAUGAAACUGUUGGCAACUACAUUGGCCAUGGCCAGGCCAUUAACGAACUGAAAUAUCAUCCACGACAGCCGCAUCUCUUACUAUCUGGCAGUAAGGACCAUGCGAUACGCCUUUGGAAUACACAAUCGCAUGUGUGCAUUGCAAUUUUUGGCGGUGUGGAAGGGCAUCGCGAUGAGGUGCUCUCUAUUGAUUUUGAUUAUCGCGGCGAACGCAUUAUGUCCAGCGGUAUGGAUCACUCUUUAAAACUGUGGUGUAUAAAUACAGAGGAUUUUAAGGAGAAAAUCGAAUUUUCACGCACAUUCAAUCCAAACAAAUCACAAAGACCCUUUCCAACAAUAAUGCAGCACUUCCCAGACUUCUCCACACGCGAUAUACACCGAAACUAUGUGGAUUGUGUGCAAUGGUUUGGCGAUUUCGUGCUCUCCAAGUCAUGCGAGAAUUCUAUAAUUUGCUGGAAGCCCGGACAGCUGCAUCAAGGUUUGUCGCAACUGAAACCAAAUGAUCCAUCUUGUACGAUUAUCGCUGAAUUUGAUUAUGAUGAAUGUGAGAUAUGGUUUGUGCGUUUCGGUUUCAAUCCGUGUCACAAAAUAAUUGCCUUGGGCAAUCAGCAUGGCAAAGUGUAUGUGUGGGAACUCGAUCCCAGUGAUCCGGGGCACACAAACACGAGCACACUGAAUAAUAUCAAAUGCAAUUCGCCAGUGCGGCAAGUAGCAUUCUCACGCGAUUCCAGUGUGCUCGUCUAUGUGUGUGAUGACGGUACAGUUUGGCGUUGGAACAAGACCAAUAUUGUACAAAAGACGCCAUAAAGAUCUCACAGCAAGGAGUGUUCGUUUUUAUACCUUACUUAUUAUUUAGUAUAGUGCGUUUCUGUGGACGCAAUUCAGUAUGCAAACUAACCAAAUCCAAAAUGCCAAGUAAAAUAUACCAAACUAAGUGAAGAGAAAAAUGUUGAAUAAUUUUUUUUUUUGGUACUUUAGUAUAGUUUUAGGCUUGAAUAUAGAAAUUAACUGUUUAAUAUAUCUUAUAUGUGUGUGUACUUAAUAAUCUCACUAGUUUUUAAUAAAAAAAAUACGAUUCGUUGUGACAAAAUAUGUUAAC
Zeugodacus cucurbitae (melon fly) is the source of this 1828-nucleotide messenger RNA. Its product is annotated as polycomb protein esc. Gene Ontology annotation, cellular component: ESC/E(Z) complex. Gene Ontology annotation, biological process: negative regulation of transcription by RNA polymerase II. The transcript is spliced from 4 exons. NCBI's taxonomy places the organism in Eukaryota, Metazoa, Arthropoda, Insecta, Diptera, Tephritidae. Bases 250 to 1536 code for a protein of 428 amino acids. The record is from RefSeq and is a predicted model, not a curated record. Gene Ontology annotation, molecular function: nucleosome binding; protein binding.